Molecule: messenger RNA, 498 nt
Organism: Linnemannia hyalina
Lineage: Eukaryota; Fungi; Mortierellomycota; Mortierellomycetes; Mortierellales; Mortierellaceae
Source: the annotation of a GenBank genome assembly
AUGGACAAGAACGAACUUGUAGCCUGGAUCAACCUCGUCGCCGGCAAAAUCGAACACCUCGAGCAAACAGAUGACCUCCUGCUCCGAAACCUUGUCUCCAGUCACAUCGCAAGACUCGAGGAGACAGAAGAGAUCUACCUCAGCAUGUUUCAAACCCGAACCGCCAAUGGUGUCCGUGUCUUUAACGCCUCUCUCAUGAUGCAACCGGAGAGGAUCAGUCUCUAUUUGAUCCGCCAGCAGAUAUACUACACUGCCCUUGAACAUCAUGUACUGAUUCAAGUACUCCGUCAACUCGAUAUCAACAUGGCGACGGUGCGUAGCCUUGCUGUGUCAAAUAAGAUGGUGGAGCGACUGGAGCAACUCCGCCUUGAAGAGAGAGCUUACUUGGCGGAUACCGAUGCACUUAGGGCGGGGAACCAACCCAACCUCCAGAACACCAGCUUUUUGAUCAAGAAGGUCGUCGACUAUUUCGUAAAUGACUCAUACAAGUACUUCUAG